AUGGUCUCGUUUAAACUUUCUGGUUAUCAUUGUGCUGUGUUAGCUCGUUUAACUUUUCCUCCUGCAGCUAGCAUCGAUGAAGUGGGUAGUACGCCUCUGGAGGAUGUUUUACAGAAUCUCGGAGGUUGGCCGGUAGUAGAAGGAGAAAAGUGGAGAGAAGAUUCCUUCGACUGGCUGGAUACUGUCAUAGAAUUCCGCAAAAGAGGCUACGAUUUCGAUGUAUUAAUGAGCUUUGAUGUUACGCAGGACUAUAAGAACAACACAGCUCAUAUCAUUGAGCUGGACCAACCAAGAUUGGCGUUAUCCCGCAACGAUUUUCUCAGUGGAUUAAAUAGUUCCGUCACAGAGGCUUAUUUCAAACUAAUGGUGAAAGCAGCAAAUAAAUUGGGUGCAAAUAAAGAUACUUCCAAGGCCGAACUCAGAGAAGUGCUCCAUUUCAUAGCUCUGCUCGCGAAUCUCACUACGCCAGAAGAGCAAAGAAGGGACUUGGACGCUAUGUAUCACAAGUACACUGUAAAUCAGCUUGCACAGGAAGUGCCAAAGAUUAAUUGGAUGAAGUAUUUUAAUGGAGUACUGAGAGCUGAAGUCUUUGAAAACGAUACUUUGAUAAAUAUGAACCCAAGUUUUAUUCAAGGUGUCGCCGAUUUGAUCAACACAACAGACAAGAGGGUGGUGGCUAAUUUCUUGAUGUGGACGCUAGUUGACAAAUCUAUGCAUCAACUGUCAAAAGACUGGAGGGGUCUGAAACAAGAGUUCAGAGCAGUGGCCAUAGGAGAAAUCCAAGAAAAACCUCGCUGGGAACAAUGCCUCUCACCUGUAUCUAGAUAUUUGGGAGAGGCACUCAGUUUCUAUUACGUGCAAAAUUAUUUCAAAGAGGAUAGCAAAGACGCUGCACUGGAGAUGGUUAGAUAUAUUAGAACUGCAUUCUUAAAUAUGUUAGAAAAUCUAGAGUGGAUUGAAGAAGGAACAAAACAACGAGCUAAAGAAAAGGCUGAAGCCAUGCAUUUACAUAUUGGCUUUCCGAAGGAGCUCCUAAAUGAUUCUUACGUAUCUGACUUAUACAAAGACUUGAAAUUUAACACCAGCGAAAGUUAUUUCGGCAUGAGAAGAAAAUUAGACAUUUGGGAAACUGACGAGAGUUUCUCUCUUCUUCGAAAACCUUCCAUAAAAGGACUGUGGAAGAACUACGCAAUGGUAGUUAUAGUAAAUGCUUAUUAUAGUUUUCUAGAGAACAGCAUGACAUUUCCUGCAGGAGUUUUACAAGAACCCUUAUACGGUAAUGAUCGACCAAAGUAUCUAAACUUUGGAUCCAUUGGCAGCAUUAUUGGCCACGAAAUUACACAUGGAUUUGAUGAUAUGGGUCGCCAAUUCGAUGAGAACGGUAAUAAUGUGAGAUGGGGAGACGACGUAACAGACCAGCAUUUCAAAACAAAAGUCCAGUGUAUUAUAGAACAAUAUGGAAAUUACACUACUGAAAAUGGAUUGCAGUUAAAUGGAAUUAACACUCAAGGAGAAAAUUUGGCUGACAAUGGAGGCAUGAAAGCAGCAUUUUUGGCCUACAAAUUAUGGGCAAAAGAUCACGGAAGCGAGCCAAGGCUCCCAGGACUGAACUAUACGCCGAAUCAAUUGUUCUGGAUAAGUCUAGCUAACGUAUGGUGCAACAAAGUCAGACCAGAAGCUCUGAGGGCAGAGAUUACCCAAGAAUCACACACUCCAAUGCGGUUUAGAGUGCCAGGAGCAUUGUCUAAUCUACCAGAAUUUGCCGAAGAAUUCAAUUGCUCAUCAGAAUCAGCAAUGGUUCGAAAAAACAGAUGCCAUAUUUGGUAGAAAAAUCAACUGAAGAUAUAAAAAUUUCAGAAAAUUUGAACAUUGUUAUUAUCAUUACUGUAUUUGUUCUACAAACAUAAUGCAUUUUUCGAAUGCAGAUAUUUUAAACAGUUCUGAAAUAUGUAUAACAUUUGUCUAAAUAAAAUUUAGAUUUC
Molecule: messenger RNA, 1982 nt
Organism: Stegodyphus dumicola
Lineage: Eukaryota; Metazoa; Arthropoda; Arachnida; Araneae; Eresidae
Product: neprilysin-2-like
Biological process (GO): protein processing
Cellular component (GO): plasma membrane
Molecular function (GO): metalloendopeptidase activity
Source: RefSeq, a predicted model, not a curated record